AUUUUCCUCCUCCUCCACCAGAGAGCAGCUUAGUGUUUCCUCCUCCACCUCCUUCCCCAGCUUCCUCUGCAGGUUCUCCCCCACCUGACAAAUCAGGGUCUCCAGUCAAAAAGACCGGCAAGACAUCAAGCCCCGGAGGGAAGAAACCACCUCCAACACCUCAGCGGAACUCCAGCAUCAAGUCCACCAGCUCCACAGAGUACCAUGAGUCCAAGAGACCUUCGGUGGACCGCCUUGUCAGCAAAUUUGCACACCCACCCGAGCCGUCAGGGUCUCCUUCCAAGGAGUCAUCACCUCCUGCAGCCCCUCCAAAGCCAGGAAAGCUCAACCUUUCUGGGGUGAGCCUGCCUAUUGUCCUUCCGCAAGGAGGGAUCCCGGCCAAGGCUCCUGCUCUGGGUGUGUCUGGGAAGGAACCUGUGGUCGAAUUCCCUUCACCACCGUCUGAUUCAGACUUUCCACCACCACCACCUGAAAUAGACCUUCCUCUCCCACCAGUUGAGAUCCCAUCUGUGUUUUCAGGCAGCACCUCCCCAAAAGUCGCUGUUGUCAAUCCCCAGCCUCAGGCAUGGUCAAAGCCACCUGUGAAAAAAGCCCCACCACCCACACGUCCCAAGCGCAACGACAGCACUCGGCUGACGCAGGCAGAGGUUGCGGAGCCGCCAGGCUCGGCCGUCCCUCAAGUGCCCACUUCACCCAAGUCCAGCCUUAGUGUUCAGCCGGGAUUCCUGGCAGACCUCAACCGGACACUGCAGCGCAAAUCCAUCACACGGCACGGCUCCCUCUCCUCCGCACGCAUGUCCAGAACAGAGCCCACGGCCACCAUGGAUGACAUGGCCCUGCCUCCACCUCCACCGGAGCUGCUGGCUGACCAGCAGAAGACAACCAGCUUUGGGGGCAGCCAUAUAUCUGGCUACGCAACGUUACGGAGGGGGCCACCCCCCGCACCUCCCAAGAGAGAUCAGAACACCAAGCUGUCGCGGGACUGGUAG
Molecule: messenger RNA, 989 nt
Organism: Apaloderma vittatum (bar-tailed trogon)
Lineage: Eukaryota; Metazoa; Chordata; Aves; Trogoniformes; Trogonidae
Product: ras-associated and pleckstrin homology domains-containing protein 1-like
Exons: 1
Source: RefSeq, a predicted model, not a curated record